Molecule: messenger RNA, 2781 nt
Organism: Acanthosepion pharaonis
Lineage: Eukaryota; Metazoa; Mollusca; Cephalopoda; Sepiida; Sepiidae
Source: the annotation of a GenBank genome assembly
AUGGCGACAAUCUACUCAUCGCACCCAUUAUCUAUCUUAUCACGGUCUGUUCAUAUCUAUCUAUCUAUCUAUAUAUCUAUCUUAAUUUUUCAUAUCUAUCUAUCUAUCUAUCUCUCUAUCUUAGUUUUUCAUAUCUAUCUAUCUAUCUAUCUAUCUAUCUAUCUAUCUAUCUCAGCUUUUCAUAUCAAUCUAUCUAUAUUUGUCUUUUCAUAUCUAUCUCAGGUUUUCAUAUCUAUCUAUCAUUUUUUGUCUUUUCAUAUCUAUCAAUCUAUCUCAGUCCCUUCAGGAUCUAUCAAUCUAUCUAUCGAUUUAUCUCGGUCUGUUCAUAUCUAUAUAUCUAUGUACGUUAGUCUCAUCAUGAUCUAUCUAUCUAUCUAUCUAUCUAUCUAUCUAUCUAUCUAUUUAUCUAUUUUUCACAGCCUUCUCAUAUCUAUGAAUCUAUCUUGGUCUGUUCAGAUCUAUCUAUCUAUCUAUCUGUCUGUCUCUAUCGAUCUAUCUCGGUCUGUUCAUAUCUAUGUAUCUAUCUAUCUUAGUGUCUUCAUGAUCUAUCUAUCUAUCUAUCUCAGUCUUUCCAUGAUCUAUCAGACUAUAGAUCUACCUCGUUCUGAUCAUAUCUAUCUAUCUAUCUAUCUAUCUAUCUAUCUAUUUCUAGCCGAACUCUGUCUGGACAUCGUUCAUGUCUUCCCCUUUUACAUUAUCUAUCUAUCUACGUCUGUUUUUUGCUAUCUAUCUGUCUGUCUAUCUAUCUAUCUAUCUCGGUCUGUUCAUAUCUAUCUUUCUGUCCAUCUUUCUAUCUAUCUAUUUCGGUCUGUUCAUAUCUAUCUAUCUUUCUGUCCAUCUUUCUAUCUAUCUAUCGAUCUAUCUCACUUACAUAUCUAUCUAUCUAUCUAUCUAUCUAUGUACGUAUGCUCUUUAUCUAUCUAUCUAUCUAUCUAUCUAUCUAUCUAUCUAUCUAUGUACGUCUGCUCUUUAUCUAUAUAUCUAUCUCAGUCUGUUGCUAUCUAUCUAUCUUUCUAUCCAUCAUUUUAUCUAUCUAUCUAUCGAUCUAUCUCACAUAUCUAUCUAUCUAUCUAUCUAUCGAUUGAUCGAUCUAUCGUCUGCUCUUUAUCUCUCUCUCUAUCUAUCUAUGUACGUCUGCUCUUUAUCUAUCUAUCUAUCUCGGUCUGUUCAUAUCUAUCUUUCUGUCCAUCUUUCUAUCUAUCUAUCUAUUUCGGUCUGUUCAUAUCUAUCUAUCUUUCUGUCCAUCUUUCUACCUAUCUAUCGAUCUAUCUCAUUAACAUAUCUAUCUAUCUAUCUAUCAAUGUACGUAUGCUCUUUAUCUAUCUAUCUAUCUAUCUAUCUAUGUACGUCUGCUCUUUAUCUAUAUAUCUAUCUCAGUCUGUUGCUAUCUAUCUAUCUUUCUAUCCAUCAUUUUAUCUAUCUAUCUAUCGAUCUAUCUCACAUAUCUAUCUAUCUAUCUAUCUAUCGAUUGAUCGAUCUAUCGUCUGCUCUUUAUCUAUCUCUCUAUCUAUCUAUGUACGUCUGCUCUUUAUCUAUCUAUCUAUCUCGGUCUGUUCAUAUCUAUCUUUCUGUCCAUCUUUCUAUCUAUCUAUCUAUUUCGGUAUGUUCAUAUCUAUCUAUCUUUCUGUCCAUCUUUCUAUCUAUCUAUCGAUCUAUCUCACUUACAUAUCUAUCUAUCUAUCUAUCUAUGUACGUAUGCUCUUUAUCUAUCUAUCUAUCUAUCUAUCUAUCUAUCUAUCUAUGUACGUCUGCUCUUUAUCUAUCUAUCUAUCUCAGUCUGUUGCUAUCUAUCUAUCUUUCUAUCCAUCAUUUUAUCUAUCUAUCUAUCGAUCUAUCUCACAUAUCUAUCUAUCUAUCUAUCUAUCUAUCUAUCGAUUGAUCGAUCUAUCGUCUGCUCUUUAUCUAUCUCUCUAUCUAUCAAUGUACGUCUGCUCUUUAUCUAUCUAUCUAUCUCGGUCUGUUCAUAUCUAUCUUUCUGUCCAUCUUUCUAUCUAUCUAUCUAUUUCGGUAUGUUCAUAUCUAUCUAUCUUUCUGUCCAUCUUUCUAUCUAUCUAUCGAUCUUUCUCACUUACAUAUCUAUCUGUCUAUCUAUCUAUCUAUGUACGUCUGCUCUUUAUCUAUCUAUCUAUCUAUCUCAGUCUAUUCCUAUCUAUCUAUCUUUCUAUCCAUCAUUCUAUCUAUCUAUCGAUCUAUCUCACAUAUCUAUCUAUCUAUCUAUCGAUUGAUCGAUCUAUCGUCUGCUCUUUAUCUAUCUAUCUAUCUAUCUCAGUCUGUUCUAUCUAUCUUUCUAUCCAUCAUUCUACCUAUCUAUCGAUCUAUCUCACAUAUUUUUCUAUCUAUCUAUCGGUCGAUCGAUCUAUCUAUCUACUUCUGCUCUUUAUCUAUCUAUCUAUCUAUCUCGGUCUGUUCCUAUCUAUCUAUCUAUUUAUCUUUCUAUACCUUACGCUCUUUCCCUCUUACUUUCUCUUCCUGUUACUCUAUCUCUCUUGCUUUCACUCUCAAUAUACCACCCUUUGUAUCCCACUCUAUCUCUUUCUUUGCCACCCUUAUUCCUCUCUCUCCCUCUCUCUCUCUCUCUCUUUCAGCUUUCUCUCAUUUUCUGCCCCAUGUUUUUUUUACUUCCCUUCUUUCUUUACUCUUUCUUUCUUUGUCUUCUUCUGCACUAAAAUAUCUCCCUUUCUUUACAUCCCACCAUCCAUCUCUCUCUCUUCCCCCCUCUCUCUCUCUCUCUCUCUCUCUCUCUCCAAACCAUUCCAUAUUAAUCACUUACCCACAAGAUAG